UUUAUCAGUUGACCAUUAAAACACAAUGGGUCCGUUCCUUAACAGUUCGCCGACCCAUUCUUCGUGUUGUAAAAUCUUGCUAAAUCUUGCCGUUACAUUUUUGAGCUUUCAUCUUUACAAACGGCGUAGGUUUACUGUGUGAAGCUGAAAUGACAAAGGAUGACAUUAGAACAUAUACGUACAAUAGGGGGGUGGGUACGAAUUGACAAACGGGUGAAUGGACAACACCGUGGACGCCACUCUCGCCGCCGGAUCUAAGGACGAGUUGAUGUUACACCGACUAAUAAAUGGUGCUGACCCAGGCUCGGGCUGUAACGGUUAAAUUCUAUCGAACAUUUUAACUUCCGUUGUAAUUCACCAGUUUUUACAUAUUUUUGUUGUGUUAGUUUCUCUGUUUCAAUAAAUCGGGAUCGAUUUUAGCUCGUAUCCUUUUGGCACCAGUGUUUUAUUUUGAAACGAGCGCUUGUUUCCGCUCUUCCUGCGCCGUUGCGGCUGACUUGACUUGACGUUGCAUCAACCGUAAAAACACAAGCAGCCCAACAGAUAGUGGAACACCCAGAACCCGGCGGCCUGCGGUUCUCGGUGUGUUUACUGUCUGAAACAACGAGCUUUCUGAUACCUCGGCACUGUGGACCACCGCCUGCCUGCGUGGAAGUUUCUGUGGAUUUAGAGUGACUGUGUCACGGGGCUAUACUUUCCCGACUUGGACACUGGCGUUGCGGAGAGAUCUGUUCCAGAAGAAGAGGCGGUGUCCGCUUCCACCGACGGUAAAUCAAACCCUGCUGGUUUGGUGGACAGUUUGUGACUCUGUGGAGAGGAGACCAAUGAGACUCCGGUGAUGAUCGACUUGGUGGAAAGUUGGGAGAGAAGGCGAAGUAAAGGGGUGCGCAGCAAGAAAGUGUGAUGUUUUUGGAGCGGAGUUCAAUUUAAGGAUAUAAUCAGUGCAUUGUAGCUGCAGACCUACUGAUACCAACAUGUGUGAGGUGGCAAUAGAGGACCAGGGCUGUGAGAUCACUGAUAUGGAGCAGUGCUCCACGCUGGGGGAGCGCGGGGUCAUGGUGGUGACCCCCCAUCGCCGGGUCGACCCUCCACUCAGCGUGGUGUGGACAACCCUGCUCUACUGCGCUGAGUUUGUCACCGCCGGCGUCCUCUGCAGCAUGUACCACAAGUCUGAGGAUGUGAUUUGGAUGAGCCUCACCAUCAUCUUCAUGCUGCUGCCCGCUGUGCUCAUCCAGUUAACCCUGACCUUCAUCCAUAGAGACCUGGGUCAGGACCGGUCUCUGGUCCUGUUCCUGCACCUGCUGCAGCUCGGACCUGUCAUCAGGUGUUUCGAGGCACUGGUGGUCUACUUCAAGGCGGGCAAGAAAGAGGAGCCUUACGUCACCAUCACCAGGAAGAUCACCCUGGAGGGGAGCCUGGAGGUCCCCAAGGAGCUGGAAAUCGGCCAGACGGAGCGGAUGCUGGCCACGCACAGGAACGCCUUCAAGCGCAUGGCUAUCAUCCAGGCUUUCCUGGGAUCCACGCCUCAGCUGACACUCCAGUUGUACGCCACUAUCCAGGAGAAAUAUAUCCUCUCUACAAGAUUGGCCCUGAUGAUCAUCACCCUGAUCUCCAUCACGUACGGAGCUCUCGUCUGCAGCGUCCUGGCCAUCCAGGUCAUAUAUGACAACUACAAGGUGCAGCUGCGCCCCGGCGCCUACCUGUGCAUGGUGGUGUGGAGAGCUCUGGAGAUCACCACCCGGGUCACGACUCUAGUCCUCUUCAGCACGGCCCUCACCCACUGGGUGAUACUCGUCGGCAUGGCCAACCUGCUGUUCUUCUUCUUCCUCCCCUGGGUCGAGUUCUGGGCCAGGAAGGGGACAUUGGCUGAAGGCGUGGAGAAGAACUUCUCCAAGCUGGGCACCACGGUGGUGCUGUGCAUGUUCACGCUGCUGUACGCCUGCAUCAACGUGUUCUGCUGGUCGGCAGUGAAGCCCGACCUUACCCACCAGGAACUCAUCGAAAGGAAGCAGAGCUGGAGCUCCCUGGUCAUGUACUACUCCGGGCGCUUCGUGGAGAACUUUGUCCUCAUUACUCUCUGGUACUAUUUCAAGUCGGACUUCUACGAGUACGUGUGUGCGCCGUUGGUGGUGGUACAGCUGCUGAUCUGCUAUAGCCUAGCUGUGCUUUUCAUGCUGCUCUUUUACCAGUUCUGCCACCCCUGUAGGCGUCUCUUCAAGUACAACGUCCACGACUGCCUGCGUUGCGUCUGCUGCCACAGAGCGGGACGCAGGGCAAGAAGCAGGCGGGGCAACAUGCCGCCUUCCUACUCCACAGCUGCCACCAUGCUGCUAGUUCCAGAGGAGCCACUGGUGCUGCUGGACCCUCACAACUCCCUUCCUCCAGACGUCGCCAGGCAGCUGGGGGCGCAAGAGUCGUCAGCUUGAUGGAAAACACGUUUGAAACUGGAGGAAUUUUGGGAAUAGCGAGUUGUGGUCCACCUUAACCAGGCCUUACACUGUUUAAACUGAUACUAGAUGUUUUCAAGAACAAAUUUUGGACUUUCCCCAUCUAAUGGACAGGAUCAUUAUUAGAUUCACUGUGGGCCCCAGCCUACCAAGGAAUGUAGCAUUUUGAGAUAUGUGACGAUGAACAAAGGUGGCUGUUGAGAAAGCAUCGCUGAGCCAGGUGUGAAAGGGGGGGAGGGGGAGGGGAGUGCCAAACGUGCGUGAAGUGGCCCAAACACUGACCAGAACCGUUUCAGUUGACUUCCUCUCAGGGUGUCAGUGCUACCCAAUAAAAAAAAUUCCUAUGCACACAUUUGCAUCUGCACUGAUCAGACUGGAACACAGCACGAAUGAAAUUGUUACAAAGCCUUUUAAUGCGUCUGUGUCACGCCGGGCAGCCUGAACCGCCUUUUGUUAUUCACAGCUUACUGCCUUUAAAUGGGCGUAGAAACGUAGGGUUGGUGUUGCAAAACAAACCGUUGGAGGCGUUAUUCUGCUGAUUAAAAAAAUAAAAGGAUAAAUAUUUGUCUGUGGCCUCUGUAACAAAGAAGUUCUUCACAAUUAAUCUUAUUGUUGGAUAAAAAAGACAGACACUAAAUGAGCUUGUAAUUUGCAGAUGUGCUUUGAUACUGUGCAUGUUUUAUUUUUUACGGUUUGUCCAGUUUGUCAUACAGUGCCUUGACUACUACUGUAUUACUUGAAAUAAAUAAAGUGAAAAAGA
Molecule: messenger RNA, 3207 nt
Organism: Girardinichthys multiradiatus
Lineage: Eukaryota; Metazoa; Chordata; Actinopteri; Cyprinodontiformes; Goodeidae
Gene: xkrx
Product: XK related X-linked
Exons: 3
Coding region: 975-2426 (483 amino acids)
Cellular component (GO): membrane
Source: RefSeq, a predicted model, not a curated record